AUGGAGUUUCUGGGUGCCAGUAUCAGUGCCAGUGCAGAGGAAUCUCAUUACGAGGUGUGCCUAGUCAAUGAGCGGCAUACAGUUCCACAGGUUGUGGCCUUGACCCAAGGUGCAAUCAACUACAACCUCAGGGCCUUGUUCUUCCUAAACAAGGACUUGAAAACUAUCAACGUUACUCGUGGCGGCAAAUACAUCCGUGCAACGACGAAAGCAGGACAGAUAUCCAUUGCAGAUGGUAUCAAAGAGAACAACAUCGUUUUCUACCACUGCUUUUUCGUUUCUGGCGAAGCCAAGCUUCCGAGCCACACAGGCGUUGAUCUCUCAGGCUGGGAACUCGUCUUUCCGGUGGAAGUUGGGAAGAUGAAACUCGGCAGCGGGCCUACGCGCGAUCGCCUCGUGCAGGAGUUGAAUCGGCCUGGUGAUUUCGACAUCCUUGCUUUGUUUCUCGAUUUUACUACACGAGACAAUGUGACCUUUUCAUAUGCUCUCCAGACGCAGGAACCACAAAAGGUAUCGCCAGGUACGGAUGCAUUCGCGCCUACCGGUAUUCUGAAUGUGCAUACAUAUCCGUACAAAGAACCAAAGACUGGAACCACCGUAUACGGGCUUACGACGGCUGGCGACCGGAACGUGCUUCUUUUCAUACUGGGAAGCACAGCAGUGGCUAAGCCUGCCACGAGUCUCUCCUGGAAGGGAAACCUGGCAAUGGCCGGCUCUGACGGGACUCUCGGCAUCAGCUACGAUAUCAUGUGGGACAGAUUUUUGCUUCGGAAAGACCUCGCUUUGCUCAAUGACGUGAAUGUUGUGAUGUCUAGCUACAUGAGGAUCAAUUAUUUCAAGCUAUUGCCCGACGAAAAAGUUGGCUUCAGGCCGGAUUUCAGCUUCGAUUAUGGAAUCAACCAGUCUGAAGCCCACGGGGACGACUCCUACGCUUGGCCUCUGAAUGACAAGGCGUCCUGGUUCUGGCGCUUGAGGAAAACAGAGACAAAGACAGCGAGCUGUGCCGAAAAGUGGUUUGGUACCCUCGAAGUUGCGAGCACAAAUAUAGUUCAGUGUAACGGCAACACAAGAUUCGAGUGGGACAUGAACAUCGCUAGCAAAGACGGCAAAAUCGAAUACGCGUUCGUCAGAAUGAUUUUUGGCGUGCGAUGGACGCUCAACUUUGCAUUCCAUGUCGACGACGAUGGCAAGCUAUACGCCACCGUCGACCUUCCCGAAGAGUCCUACGUAGUCGACGGCUAUAUUAAAAGUUUCAAGAACUUUGACGGAAAAGAAAUCGCGGACGACCUAAAGCAGGCGAUUCGCAAGACAAAGGACGAGUUUUUGCCCGUUUUCAGAAAGGGGUGCCUUCCAAGGCUCAACAAGGAUAUUGCCCGCGUCCAUCAAUUUGCCCUGCCCGGCCAUGGCACUUUCCUGUACAAGAAUCCCAUAUGGGGUAUUCAUGGUGAUCUUUUAGUGGACUUGAAAUACCUUCAGUGA
Molecule: messenger RNA, 1479 nt
Organism: Cordyceps militaris CM01
Lineage: Eukaryota; Fungi; Ascomycota; Sordariomycetes; Hypocreales; Cordycipitaceae
Exons: 6
Coding region: 1-1479 (492 amino acids)
Source: RefSeq, a predicted model, not a curated record